Loxodonta africana (African savanna elephant) is the source of this 5501-nucleotide messenger RNA. RefSeq names its product adenosine deaminase tRNA specific 3 (gene ADAT3). Gene Ontology annotation, molecular function: tRNA-specific adenosine-34 deaminase activity. Gene Ontology annotation, cellular component: nucleus; cytoplasm. NCBI's taxonomy places the organism in Eukaryota, Metazoa, Chordata, Mammalia, Proboscidea, Elephantidae. The coding region runs from base 2383 to 3438 and encodes 351 amino acids. The record is from RefSeq and is a predicted model, not a curated record. The transcript is spliced from 2 exons.
CACAGAGUAGAACUGCCCCAUAGGGUUUCCAUGGAGUGGCUAAAGGAUUCAAACUGCCGACCUUUUGGUUAGCAGCUGAGCUUUUAACCACUGCGCUACCAGGGCUCCAGGUAUAAAACUAGAUGAAUGGAAAUGGAACAUCCGAAACGGAAAUACUGAGAAUUUUCACACAUUGUGAAGAAUGUAACCAAUGUCACUGAACAACUUGUGUAGAAAUUGUUGACUGGGAACCUGAACUGCUGUGUAAACCUUCACUGAAAACACACUCUUAUUUUUUUUUAGUUAAGGUAUAACUUACAUACAGUAAUGUACCCAAAUCUUAAUUGGGUGGCUCAAUUAAUUUGCACAUGUAAAUACAUGCUGUGGGCUGUCCUGUGCACUGUAGGGUGUUGAACACCAUCCCUGGCCUCCACCCACUCGAUGCCAGUAGCACCUCUUCUAGUCAUGACACCCACAAAUGUCCCCAGAUGUUGCCCAGUGUCCCCUGGGGGCAGAAUCGCAGGCAGGUAAGAACCCCUGGGUUAGGGGACUCCACUGGCUCCCAAGAGACUCCGCGUCCCAUAAUCAUCUGACCUACCGACUUCCUACGACGUUGCCCACCUUUAAAUCCACACACUGAGGAGGGAGGAGGGAAAUCAGAGAAGCUGGACAGUCCCCCUGGUUUAUACCGUCUGACCCAGUGGCAGUUUAUUCUGGUGUACACUGUGAGCAGGGACCAAACCAAAAUUUUUCCAAAUAAUUACCUCAGGGUCUCCCCCUUGGCACCGCUGACGUGGGGGCCAGGUAUUCUCUGAGGAUGGGGCUAUCCUGUGCACUGUAGGGUGUUGAGCAGCUUCCCUGGCCUCCACCCACUCGAUGCCAGUAGUACCCCUCAGUCGCGGGACAACCACAAAUGUCCCCAGCCAUCACCUAGUGUCUACUGGGGACAGAAUCACCCCUGGUGAGGACCCCUGCCCUAGGGUAGUGGUUCUCAAACUUGAGCUCCCACCAGACACUCCUGGAGGGUCCCUUACAGCCCGGAGUUACUGAUUUUGUGCUUGUAGGGUGGGGCCCCAAAAACCUACAUUUGUAACAGGUAAUGCUGCCUUUGAUUGAGGGAUCCCAGUUGGAGACCCACUGCUGACACGCCCCAGCCCUGCCUCUCUGAGUGGCCCUGAGCCGAGCAAGUUGCCACUGCUGGGACCUGAGGGACCAGGCGGGUGGAGGUGGGUGCCCACAGGAUGUGCUCAGAUUACCGGCUCAGCCUCUUAUCUGGACGGAAGCCCGGAUUCAUAAGGCCGGUGCUGCCUUUGGCCAGCAGAUGGCGACAGUACCCUCUGAUCUUUGGAACAUGGGGGUGCGGGUGGGUGCAGGGUUUACCCCAAGCAGGGCUUCGGUGGUCCCAGGAGUCUCGCCCAAAAAACAACAGAAUAACAUCAGUCUCACAUGCAUUGAGCACUUCCUCUGAGCUAGACAGUGGGGAUACCACAGUGAACAAAAUUCCCAGCCCUCAGGGAGUGCAGACGUUCAAGAUAAAAUGUUUCCAACAUAUAUUUUAAUUGCUCUAAAGACAGUAACUGAGCCCUGGUGGUGCAGUGGUUAAGAACCCAGCUGCUAGCCAAAAGGUUGGAAUUCAAAUCCACCAGCCACUCCUUGGAAACUCUAAGGGGUAGUUCUACUCUGCUCUGUAGGGUCACUGUGAGUUGGAAUUGACUUGACGGCAAUGGGUUUUGUUUUUUUUAAAAGACACUAACCACCACCUCUGUGCUAAUUUGUCAUACUGUGGUGACCUGCCUGUUGCUUUGAUGCCAGAAGCUAUGGCACGGGUAUUUUAAAUACCAGCAACGUCACCCAUGGUAGACAGGUUUCAAUGAAGCUUCCAGACUGAGACAGAGGAAGAAAGGCCUGGCAAUUUACUUCCAAGAGUUAACCAGUGAAAACCUCACUAAUCACAACAGACUGUUGUCUGACUUGCUUGCUGUGGGCAUGUCAUCAGAAGGGAUUAAUCAGUGGAGCAAAACAUCCUGUUGGGUGACGUAGACGGCCAGCGAGGGCGGGUGAGGGACACCCUUGGUGAGAUGGAUUGGCAGAGAAGCCGCAACAAUGGACUCAAACAUGCAGGUGACUGUGAAGAUGGCACAGGACUGGGCAGAGCUUAGUUCCGUGGUGCAUGGGGUCACCAUGACUUGGGGGCUGACUCAACGGCAGCUAACAACGACAGAGGGAAGAACACACGGGGAGAUGCCGCGUGAGGACAGAGGCGGAUGCACCUAUAAGCAGCAAAGGAGCGCAAUGAUCGGUGCAGCCACCAGAAACUAGGAGGCAGGCCCCAGGAGGAACUGACGUGGCCGAGACCCGGAUUUGGAUUUUUGGCUUUCAGAACAGUUCAGAGCCCGGCCAAGGAUGGAGCCACACGGGAAGGAGGAGGCCGGGAGCCCGGAGCAAGAGCUGUUGUCAUCACCGUCACCGUGGCGAGUGCUGCCCAUCCUGUCGGAGCAGCAGAGCGGGCCGGUGGAGCUGGUGCCCGCGUACGCCGCACCCGUGCUCGACCCGCGCCAGACCUCCCGCCUUGUCCGGGAGGUGUCGGCCGCCCUCCCACUGCCCGCCCAGCCACACCUCAAACGGGUGAGGCCGAACCUGGACGCCAGCCUCCCACACGCGCUUGAGCUGCUGUUGUGCCUGGCAGGAGACGACUCAGGCACGUGCACGCUCAGUGAGCUCCUGCCGCCAGCUGUGGACCCACAUGGGCUGGGGCCACCCUUCCUGGUGCCCGUGCCUGCCCGGCCCCCUCUGACACGGGCCCAGUUCGAGGCGGCGCGGGCCCACUGGCCCUCGACCUUCCACGAGGACAAGCAGGUGACGCGUGCACUGGCCGGCCGGCUCUUCUCGACGCAGGAGAGAGCCCGUAUGCAGGGCCACAUGCAGCAGGCCGUGCGGGCUGCCCAGCGGGCAGCCGCACGGGGCCUGCGGGCUGUGGGUGCUGUGGUGGUGGACCCGGGCUCCGGCCACGUGCUGGCCACGGGCCAUGACUGCUGCAGUGCAGCCACCCCCUUGCUGCAUGCCACCAUGGUGUGCAUUGACCUUGUGGCCCAGGGUCAGGGCCGCGGUGCCCACGACCUCAGGCCCCACCCCGCCUGCUCCUUCGCGCUGGCUGCAGCUCCCCAGGCCAUCCGGCCGGGCACCGUGCGGAAGCUGGACUGCUGUGACAAGGACGGUGAGGACGGGCUCCCGUAUGUGUGUACUGGCUACGACCUCUACGUCACCCGUGAGCCCUGCGUCAUGUGUGCCAUGGCCCUUGUGCACGCUCGCAUCCGCAGAGUCUUCUACGGGGCACCCUCGCCUGACGGUGCUCUGGGUACCCACUUCCGCCUCCAUGCCCGGCCGGACCUCAACCACCGCUUCCAAGUGUUCCGUGGUGUGCUGGAGGACCAGUGCCGCCGACUCGACCCAGACACGUAGGCUUGCAGCUGCCAGGCCUCUCCUGUUCCCGAUACCUGGGGUCCAUGGCCAGAGUGCAGCUGUGGCCCCAUCAGACACCCCAUGGGCGUCCUGUCUGCCUAGCUGCCGCCUCUCCUGGACAGCCUCUGUCGAUGCCUGGAGUCUGUGGACACUCCUGUCUGCCCAGAGCCUCUUCCAUCCCCUGGAUUCAUGGACAAGCGGUGGCAGCAACCACCUCGGAGAUCCCACUGACGCCCUCCACCUCUGGCCUGAGCCCGACUCUUCCCACCAACCACACGGUGACUCUGGGGUGCUGGCUCCUGCUCAGAGCACACGGUUCCUGGACUGGAGUGUGUGGGCCGCCUGGCACUGGGCUCUCUUCUCUGGCCCCACCAAGAGGCUUGGCCCCAACCCCCUGAAGUAAUCACGGCUGCCGUGAUUAUGCCCUUCUGUCUCAGGUGUCAGAAGACGGGUUUGAUAUGUGGAAAUAAACAACUCAAACCAGGCUCGUGUGUGUCAGUGGAGGUGCAGCGUGGUGGCCAGCCAGUCCUUGGGCAGCAUAGCCGUUCUGCAGGGGCAGAGUCUGCACAUCCGCCCUAGGCCCUCUGGUUCAUGAGCGCCACAGCCGAGAGUUACCUGGGGCUCAGAGUGGUUUCCAGUGGGCAGAGGGACUUCAGUGGUGCUGUCCUCCCACUUCUUGGGCUUGGAAGAUUCUAGAUGAGCUUGGGAUGCUGCCCGGCUGACUGUGUCUGAUACCAGCUGAUCUGAAAGGCUCCUUAGGUCCCACAUGUCCCCCCCCAUCAGAUGGAGAGAGGGGACCCAGAAGGGGUGGCAUAGGCUCCCCCAGGAUAAUGAGGGCAGAGCCCACGUCUGCCUGUGGGCACAGGUUAGGCCUUUGUCCAUCCAGCUAGCGCCAAAUGUGAUUGGUGACUGUGUGAGCCGUCGGGGCUGUGAGGAGCCCUGAGCUUGGGGGACAGUCCCAGCCAUCCCAUCGGGGCUCCAUCUGGAGGAGCCAGACAGUGGACAGCCGAGAGGGUGGACUGUGAGCACCAGCCUCCAGGCAGUGGACCACACCUGUGUCAGGAGCCAGCCGGUAGGGCCCCUGGCUCAGGCAUUGGGAAGGUGUGGAGGGGUACAAGGUGGCAGGUGGGGCCCCUGGCUGGAAUGAUGGAAAGGUGCGGAGGGAUACAAGGCAGCGGCAUCCAUCCUGGCUCCCUGCGUAGGCUCUCUCUUGGUCCGGGUUGGGGGUGUGAGGACCCCCAAGUGGGCAUGCCCCACUCCAGCCUAGGCAGGGGGCCGACAGUGAGUAGCGAGCCAGGGAGAACUGGGUGUCAUCAGGACUUCCUCACCGUCUCCAUCAGGAAGUUCGUGUUCUGCUGGCUGACCCUUUCCCUGAAAACAGCCUGGUCCACCCACCUGGCCCUUCUGGAGCCAACUGGGCUCUGCUCGGGCAUGGCAUCGGUGUGGUCUGGUGGGCAGAGCACUGCCCCAACCUGGGCUGUGGGCUCCGUCCGGGAGCCUGCCGGGUGCUGCUGUGGUACCAGGUGCUUCACUUGGAUUGAGUCAGGAUUCUGGGCCCCAUGAAACUCAUGGGGUCAUGAACGGUCCCAGAGAGGGGUAUGUGGCUGCCCAACAUCAUAGCCGUGAGUUCCGGGCCAAGGACCUCGCUCUUGGUGACUCAGACUGGGCCACAGAGCUAUUGGAGGAGGGGGCAGAGGGGGGCACCGGUUCUGGCUCCCUUUGCUGGGUUGCCUGCUAGGCUCCAGGGCUGGAGGGGAGGGGCUGGGUCCUGAGGGGAGGUAAUAACAGGGCGCAGACCCUAGGUCUCAGGCACCAGCUGAGCCUGCAGGUGAGCUGGGCUGGCCCUUCAGUGAGAGCCCACAACACUGGGAGACCAAAGCACAGUCAAGGGCUCUCUGUUCUUGAGGGUAGCCUGGCCGCUAGGCCCCUUCAUGCGGCAGCAGCCUGGGCCUGCACUGGGCACCAGAUGCUCCUUGUGGCCAUGGGAGCUGACUGUCACUGUCCUCUCUUCCAGGUGGAUCGUGGCUUUAGCCACGCUCUGUCAGCCGCUGCAGACAUGUCAG